CCAAUUGAAAUAUCUCUUUGAUUCCCUUCGUACCGACGUCCGAAAGCUACACACUCCUUCUCAUCUUUGCAUUUUCAACUCACCUUGUGCUGCUUGAAACUAGUUUUCUGUUGCGGCGAUGGAGAACCGCGUGAUGGAUCACGUGACGUCAUACCCCAGUCCACAGGACGCGACCCAAAGUCAAACGGACUAAUAACAAUGAGUACUACUAUGUCCAAAGUCAAAUCCCGCUACCAGUCAACACCAAAAGAUUCGUCGCCGUCCUCGUCUUCGUUUAUACAUGACAACAGCCCACGACCAGCCAAACGGCCUCGUCUCACACCGUCAUCAUCAUCCACAUCGGCUAAAGACUCCACGCCACCAACCGAUAUUGACUCGGCGCGCAAAGCCUCUGCUCUCCGCGUUCUAAACGUAUGGUCACAACUCGCAGAAAGGUAUAACAAGCGUAUGGACGAGGACGACAUCAUCGAUUUAUACAGCGGGGCUAUCAUCAAGGACAGAGGCGUCCUUAGGAGCGCAAAUGUAGCCUAUGACAUCGGUCGCUUUGCUGGGGACGACGAACAGGAGAUCAGCGAAGACGAACCAGAAGAGGACGAGGACGCGGACGAGUUGGACAUGCUACCGCGCAGAGAGGCUUCCAGCGAUAACUUUGAGACGCUGCUAAGUGGCAUGCUACCACUUUCUGCCACUACAGACGCAGACGAUCUCAGCGAUUUUUUGGAAGCAGAAAGACAGAGAAGGCGAUUGGUUGGAGGAGAUGGUGAUGAUGACGAGGAUGAUGUUGAAGAAGAGGGAGUCUCGCCGCUGCCAGUGACCAGGUCGCCCGAACGGACACCCGCUGGGAAAGGGCGCAGUUCCAAGGUGCGGAUUGAGGGGAGAAAUGAGGAACAGGACGACUCAGGGGAAGAGGAAUCAUCUGAAGACGAACUAGCGGUAUGGGGUAGUAUAGAAUCGUCUCCUGUGCGCCCGCGAUCAACGCCAAAGUCGAGCGCGCGCGAUGCUGCGGUCGACCUCGAAGUUAUUGAGAUCACGGACUCAGACUCCGAUAAGGAGUUUUCUCUACUUCUCAAAGGGCCCCCGCGGAAACGGACGCUUGUAGGGUGCACGCGACUCAUAAAAGAUUCCAAUUCAUGACGGGCAGAAUGGCGGUCGCCACUAUCUGCGAACUAACGGACAAUUCAUGGAUUGCCUACAUACUGUUUCAGGCCCGUGUUGAAUGAUUGGCAUGAGAGCGAUCGGAUUUAGGGGCCCAAGAAUGCUUCCCUCACCGAGUCAUCGCUUUGACCCAUAAGGCUGCGUGGACUUACCUCUAUUAAGGUUAAAGCAGCCGGUGACUCUCAUGAAACGCCAAAACACGCAACAGUGGCUAUGUAUACUUACAGCUUAGCACACGUUCGCAUUGCAAAUCUCGUUCCUGCUCGAGGGGCCUAUGAGUACUAAUCAAAAUAGCCAAGUUUUAAGUCGUCGUUUACCUGGCCUAACGUGAGUCCUUGAGUGUGUAUCGCAUUAUUGAUGGGAUGUGUUGUUACCAGCUGCUGCCGGACAGAUACGCACGCCUCGGCCAUCAGUUGGACCCUAAUUACAAAGAGACAUGGAUAUUAUGAAUAGCGACACCUGCGAC
Pisolithus orientalis is the source of this 1621-nucleotide messenger RNA. RefSeq lists its product as uncharacterized. The record is from RefSeq and is a predicted model, not a curated record. Lineage: Eukaryota; Fungi; Basidiomycota; Agaricomycetes; Boletales; Pisolithaceae. Bases 199 to 1134 code for a protein of 311 amino acids. The transcript has a single exon. Gene Ontology annotation, molecular function: protein heterodimerization activity; histone binding. Gene Ontology annotation, cellular component: nucleus.